Molecule: messenger RNA, 445 nt
Organism: Pogonomyrmex barbatus (red harvester ant)
Lineage: Eukaryota; Metazoa; Arthropoda; Insecta; Hymenoptera; Formicidae
Gene: ubl
Product: Ubiquitin-like protein 5
Biological process (GO): protein modification process
Molecular function (GO): protein binding
Source: RefSeq, a predicted model, not a curated record
AAAAACUUGAACUUGUUUCCGUCAUUUGUACUUUCACGAGAAAUCGCGAGGGUUUUUGACAACGCGAUUUUCUUAGCAACGGUAUAAUAACAAAAAUGUUAGAGAUCACAUGCAACGAUCGACUCGGCAAGAAGGUUAGAGUGAAGUGCAACCCAGACGACACUAUAGGAGAUCUGAAAAAAUUAAUAGCCGCCCAGACGGGAACGCACUGGGAGAAGAUCGUGUUGAAGAAGUGGUACACUAUUUUCAAGGAUCACAUAAAGUUGCAAGACUAUGAGAUACAUGACGGCAUGAACUUAGAGCUAUACUAUCAAUAAAUAUAGAUAAAAUAACAUUACACAUAAGCGCUUUUAAUAUUGUAAUGCCAUGAUUAUUAAACGUCACUUUCUUUUCUAUGUUUAAAUAUAAUGUGUACAUAUAUAAGAAUAAAAGAUUAAAUAUAAAA